AUGUCUACCAUGGCUCCCGAAGAAAAGCACGUGAGCAGGCGAGGGUGCCUUAAGUCCAAAUGGGCUCGAAUUCUCUUGGCCGUAAUCGUUUUCAUUGUCCUUUGUGCUGCUAUCAUACCAGCUGUUGUCGUCACCACUCUACGCAAGAAUAACAGCAUGGGUCCCAAAUCCAAAGUAUUCGUGCCGCUUUACGUUUACCCUGCUCCUGGAGCAUGGACUCCGUUGGAAAAUGUGGUCUCUGCCUAUCCAGAUGUCAAUUUUACCGUCGUAAUCAACCCAGGAAACGGCCCAGGGCCAAACUCGUUGCCCGAUGCGAAUUAUACUCGUGAAAUACCUGUCCUUGCAUCUUACGCAAAUGUUCGUCUUCUGGGCUAUGUCCACACUUCGUAUGCACAGCGCAACAUAUCCUUAGUGCGCAAGGAUAUCGAAACAUAUGCCGCUUGGCCGACCAACUCGUCCAACCCGGACUUGGCCGUUCGGGGUAUAUUCUUCGAUGAAGCACCCCAGCAAUACAGUGCCCAAUCCCUCAAUUAUUUGCAGAAUCUGACAGACCUGGUCAAGGAGCUGAACGGAUUUGGGUCCAAUGGCUUUGUGGUGCACAACCCUGGAGCCGUCCCAGACUCUCGUUACUUGGCAUCGGCCGAUUCCACAGUGGUCUUCGAAGGGACAUACAGUAGCUUCCAAGAGCGACAGGGAGCUAAGCUGUUCACGGCUAUUCCGGAUAGCAACCGUACCCAGUUGUGCGCUGUUAUCCACUCGGUUCCUGAUACCGUUGAGGAUCCUAAGCUGCGCAGUCUGGUGAAAGAAGCCCGUAAGGUGGUCGAUGAACUUUACAUCACCCACCUGAGCGUCGAUUACUAUGCUAGCUUUGGGUCAAAGUGGACCGAGUUUGUUGAUUUAAUGUCGGAUUGA
Messenger RNA from Penicillium cataractarum, 912 nucleotides. RefSeq names its product spherulation-specific family 4 protein. The transcript has 3 exons. The coding region runs from base 1 to 912 and encodes 303 amino acids. The record is from RefSeq and is a predicted model, not a curated record. NCBI's taxonomy places the organism in Eukaryota, Fungi, Ascomycota, Eurotiomycetes, Eurotiales, Aspergillaceae.